Molecule: messenger RNA, 2272 nt
Organism: Syngnathus typhle (broad-nosed pipefish)
Lineage: Eukaryota; Metazoa; Chordata; Actinopteri; Syngnathiformes; Syngnathidae
Gene: bbox1
Product: butyrobetaine (gamma), 2-oxoglutarate dioxygenase (gamma-butyrobetaine hydroxylase) 1
Exons: 8
Coding region: 174-1511 (445 amino acids)
Biological process (GO): carnitine biosynthetic process
Cellular component (GO): mitochondrion
Molecular function (GO): gamma-butyrobetaine dioxygenase activity; iron ion binding
Source: RefSeq, a predicted model, not a curated record
UUUGGUUGCGCAAUCGUGACAGGGGCGCUGUUGUUAUGUCACGUUGCACUGCCUCCUCCUGCGACCUUUCACCGACUUUCUCUUCCACAUUGACAGCCGGGGCAUAUGCCGAGCCGCGGGGAUCGAGGAAAUCAGUUGGUGGUUCUGUGUCAUUUGGAAAGGAAGCCUGAACAAUGUUGAGUACCUUGGCCCGUGUCACCCGGCCUGCUCUGCAGAGAUGCACGUCUUCCGUGGCUUGUCAGACGAUCAAGUUUUGUCGUAGACCGCAAAAGGUUUCACAUCCAUCGUCUGUUAAUCCGACACUUGUGCAGCUUCGUGGACAGCAGACUUUGGGUUCAUCUUCCUUCUCUGUGGCCAGCCACUCUGUGAGACAUGCCCGAGCACUGGAUGAAGAGCGGCUGGUGGAGGUUGAGUGGGAAGAUGGAGGGCAAAACUUGUAUCCCUUCACGUGGCUGAGAGACAAUUGCCAGUGCUCACUUUGUACACUGCAAUCAGCUCAGGCCCGUAAACUGCUGAUGUCCGAUCUGGACAUUCACACAGGCAUUAAUGUUGUUGAGGUUACCAAUGACAGCAAGUUGUCCAUUGUGUGGCCUGAUCAACACACAAGUGUGUUUGAUGCGGAGUGGCUUAAGAAACGCAGCUUUUCUCUUGAGGCCAGAGAAGCCAUGCAAGAAGAGCUCUUCCUCAAUGAGCGCUACUACUGGGACAGCAAACUGCGUAUCCCCACUGCCGACUACCAGGACGUCCUCCACGAUGACAAGGCCGCGCUGGCGUGGCUUGUGGCGCUGAGACGCGUCGGUAUCGUCUACCUAAAGGGGGCUCCGGCAGAGCAAGGCCACGUGGCCCGACUGGCCGAGAGGAUCGGUUAUCUUAGACUGACGUUCUACGGGCAUACAUGGCAGGUUGUGGACAAGUACAAUGCAAACAACGUGGCCUAUACCUCAGGAAAUCUCAGCCUCCACACAGACUACCCUGCAUUACACUUUGCUCCCGGAGUGCAGUUCCUGCACUGCAUCACCCAGGCCAAAGAGGGCGGCGACAGCGAGGUGGUCGACGGCUUCCACACGGCCGAGCAGCUGCGGCGCGAAGACCCUGAGGCCUUCCACACGCUCGCCACACUCUUGGUGGACUUCACUGACACGGGGACGGACUACUGUGACUUUAUGUUGCAGUCCAAGAAGAGGAUCAUUGACGUUAAUGAGCAGGAUCAAGUUGUGAGGAUAAACUACAACAACGCCACGAGGGAUUCGGUGCUGGACCUCCCACUUCAUCAAGUUCAGCCCUUCUACAGAGCACUCAAGGCCUACGUGAACCUCAUAAAGCGACCCGAGAAUAUGGUCAGCUAUAAGAUGGAGCCAGGGGACAUUGUGACAUUCGACAACUGGCGCCUACUUCAUGGUCGAAAGAGCUAUGUCAGCAGUCCGGACAAGGUGCGGCACCUGGAGGGCGCCUACCUGGACUGGGACGAAGUCAUGUCUCGUCUCCGAAUACUCCGCAAUGCCGUCAAUUAGGCUAACCCAUGUCACUCCAUGACACCGUGACAGUUAAAUCGUGACACUUUAAUCUCCGCAUGAUAUCUCAAUUGCCUUUGUCACAGUUGGAGGAGUUUACUCUCGCAACACGCCAAUGCAACUAUUUAUGAACUCUGGUUUUAUGCAACAAUUUUACAGGGCGGCCUUGAAAAACAUUUUGAACGGAAUUAUCAAAGCUGCGUUUUCGUCUGCCGUUUUGCCAUAUCCCAAUAGGUGCAUUUUUUACCACUCACUUUUUGAUGUCUAUAAAAUCAGCUCUUCCAAUUGCAAAUAGAUCCUUUUCUUAUUUAUUUUUAUGUCAUAUGGUAAAUUAAGCCAAAUUAUUAGGUUGGAUGUAGUCCUGUGCCUUUUAUCAUUUUCUGCUGGUCUAAAUCACAUCAGGGAUUUUCAACUGGUUUUGUCCAAGGGACACCCCCAUUAUAACCAAGAAGCAACUCAGGAACCAAUGCUUUGGCGGAAUAUUGUUUUAUUUUGCACCGAAGGAGGCUAGACCUAUACAGGCUAUUUAAAGAUGGGUAAAUGAUUAACAAAUAAGCUGGAAAAUCAAGUCUAAAUAAUAAAUCAAUUUUAUUUUUAAAAAUGUUUCAAUUUUUCAUUUCCAAUUCCGCUGACCAUCUGCAAUACCGUCACUGACCAUCGGUUGACAAUCCCUGACAUACAUAAAAGCCACGACGCCAAAGUUGUAAGUAAAUCAACAAGCGUUUGUUUUACUGCAUCUACAAUAAAGCAACAUUCUAGCA